Molecule: messenger RNA, 2128 nt
Organism: Argentina anserina (silverweed cinquefoil)
Lineage: Eukaryota; Viridiplantae; Streptophyta; Magnoliopsida; Rosales; Rosaceae
Exons: 1
Coding region: 1-1995 (664 amino acids)
Source: RefSeq, a predicted model, not a curated record
AUGUCCUCCGCCCUCCUCCUCCUCCUCCUCUUCCUAACCCUAAUCGCCACCGCCACCUCAUCUCCAAUUCUCGGCCUCGACACCUUCCUCUCCCACCAAUCCCGCUUUGACCGUCAAGCCUCCAACGACUCAUUCCUCUCUCUCUCCUCCACUCUCCGCCGCUCCCUCUCUCUCUCCUCCUCCGCUGCUUCUCUCUCCACCCUCACCCUCCCUCUCUCUAUCCACGUCCGCCUCCUCGGCCCCGCCUUCCCUCCCUCCUCCGCCACCCUCCUCUCCUCCUUCCUCUCCGCCUCCCACACCUCCGACCACUUCCACGUCAUCACCCCCUCCGACUCCGACUCCCACCGCCUCGCCGUCAAGCACUCCCUCCACCUCGACGUCACUCACUCCCCCUCCCUCGCCUCUCACCUCUCCAAAACCCUAGCCUCCGAGAUCGCCUCCUCCCCCUCCAGCCUCCGAUCGCCGCUCGUCUCCGUCGCCCACGCCUCCAUCGACCGGAUCAUCGCCGCCGACUUCGAGAAGCAGAAGCCCGUCCACGGCGUCUACCUCUAUUUCCUUGAUCUGGGACCCCAAUCCAAGCCCUACGCCUACAGCUAUGGCUCCGGCGACUCCUCCCCCGGCUUCACCAACUGCUUGGGGAGCCUCUGGACCGGGUCAGACCGCUACAUUUGGAUCGACUUGAGAGCCGGACCGGUCGACUACGGCCCUGCGCUCUCCGGCGACGGCGUCCUCCCCAAGGGCGAGUUUCAUCCUCUGGCGGCGCUUCACGGCUCGCCGAAAGCUCAGAAGGCGUUGCUGGCCGACUUGGCUUCACUGGUGUGGAGUGCUUACCAGGUUCUACUCGUUCCUUCUCUGAGAAUUCCUGUUCAGUUUGAGAAUUCAUUGCUUGUUCAAUUUAUACAUGUUUACGGAGGCGGUGAGGUAUCAAAAGGUUUGGAUUGGAAAUCAAUUGAGAUGACAUUUAUGAAUGAGGCUAGGGAGAAUGGAUUGCUGUUAGGGGAUCAGUCCUUGAGUUUCAAGACUUAUAAGGUGAGCUAUUCCGAGUGCUCGAUAUGUUCAUUUGCCAUUGCCAGGUCGAUUAACUCGUACACGUCGAGGUUCUUGUUUGAGAACUACACGCUGAUUGCGAGUGAGUAUCUGGAUUCUAAGAGGCUGCAUCAGAUACUGUCCGAGUCUGCCGAGGAGUUCAGGAGGGUGGCGGGGUUUCCUGAGGAGGAGGAUUUCGGCAGGGUGCUUCCUGUGUAUGUGUUUGAUUUGGAUGUCAACGUGCUGUUGCUGCUCGAUAGGUAUCACCAGACGGUUGCGUUUAAGGACAUGGUGAUUGCAGUGAGGACGAGGAACACGCAGACUGUGAGUGAUUAUAGCUGCAAUGGGCGCCAUGUGUUUACGCAGACAAGGGAGCUUGAGAGACCACUUGUUGGUUCGAUUUUGCAGAGUAUGUGGGGAGUCUCGCCCACUCAUAUGUUGUGGAGCCCUAGGCACAAUACUACCUUGGUGGAUUACACAUGGAGUGUCGGGCAGACUCCAUUUGGGCCUUUUUCUGAGAUGUCAUCACUAUCAUUCGUACAGAAGGAUGCUGCUCGGAGAAAUGUUCUUUUGACAUCACUAAAUUACAGCAUAUCGAGUGCUGUAGAUGUUCUUGAAUCCAUAGCUGCUCAUGGUGGGGAGAGAAAGCUCCUGAAACAUAAUCAGCAUGUUGAGUUUGUACAAAGGUGGAAUUUCUUCAAGUACAAGCUGGACAAGGCUGUUUCUGCAAUGUCACAUUUGGAUUUUGAGAUGGCUUUAUACUAUAUAAAGUCCUCAGAUCAUGAUCUAUAUGCCAUCCACUCUAUUGUCUAUCAUGUCUCCCAGGAAUUGGAGGCCUCCCUUGUAUGCUUUAAGGAUCCACCAUUUCCCUGGUCUUUUGUGUUUUUGGUUGUGGCGCUUGUCCUUCUUGGCUUUUAUAUUAACUCGAGAAAACACAAACUAUUCAGAAGUAAGAGUAAGCAAUUUUGAAGCUCUUUAGUACAGAAAGAGGAAAAGAAGUUUUGUAUCUUUUGAAUGCAAUUUCACUGUAAGGAACUUGUACUUCUGUAAGGAACUUCAUCAGAUCAUGAACUAGUAUUCAGUUGCCGGUAAUUUCACUGUA